ACUCCUUAAUUAUAUAUAUCCUAAACCAUAAUUGACAUUAAAUUUCAAAAUAAAUUGAGAAUGUUACAGUGCACCAAAUAAAUUAUGCCUAAAUACUAAACCGUUUAUUUUUGAAUCUGAAACACCAUUCUAUAUAUUUUAAUUCUUCAUAAAGGGACAUUAUAAGUCACUGGACGAAAAUUCUGAAAUGCGAAGAAGGUCAAAAAAUUAUUGUUCAUGGACCUGUAUGUGGUUAUGUGAGAUUGAAAAAAGAUACCAAUUAUAUUUUGAGUCAAGUAUUAUUGCUUAGUUUGUAGUAUUAAAUAACUAUUUUAGUAAAGUUCAAAUGGUUAGUUAAUUUAUCACAACAUUAUUAUUUUUCCAUAUCAUUUUUAAUUUAUAACAAUCAAUAAAAUUAAAGUAAAUUCAUCCCGUGCAUCACACGGAGAUAGUCAAUGCUAGUUUGCUAUAUAAGUAAACAUUAAUUUGAUAUAACGAAGCUGCAGGUUGGCGAGUGCACCAAAAAUGUCAACUUCGCGAGGUGACUUGGAACAAAAGUUCUCGAUCGACUUGGAUCCUCUCGUGGGGCUGCUCCGUCCUUCACCCUACUCAUCAUCUGGAGAACAAUUAGGUGACGGCAUCGAACAAUCCUUACCAACGCCACAUGAUGAGGAAUCAGAUGAGGAAAAAGGAUGGAAGAGGGAUUUGAAGCAUGCUGUAAGUGGUAACAAGUGGAGUGAAGCGAAGGAAAUUAUAGAUCAAAACCCUAAUGCCUUGACUGCUGGAAUUACUAAAUCAAAGAGCACAGCGCUUCAUGUGGCUGCCCAGCUUGGCCAUGUGACCAUAGUGGAGGAGUUGCUCAAAUUACUGCCUCCAGAAUGCAUUGCAGCUCGUGAUUCUAACGGUCGUACAGCCCUUGCCUUGGCUAGUUGGUUCAGCGGAAUCACUCAAAUUGCAAAAUGCCUCGUAGACAAGAAUAGUGACAUACUUGGUAUUCCAAGCGGUGGUAAUCAUCUUCCUGUCACAGUUGCCUUUAGAAAUGGUCACCACGAAAUGGGACGUUAUCUUUAUUCUGUCACUCCCUUGGAAUACCUCAAAGGCCGCUGGGGUUCUCAGCUUCUUAGUUUUUGUUUCCGUGAACAAUGUUUCGGAGGUGGAGAGUUUAACGCCCCCAAGCCUUUGGGGACAUCGAAACAAUCAUGGUAUGACACCUAGAGAAUUAUUCAGAGAAAAUCACAAAGAAUUAAUGAAGCAAGGAGAGAAAUGGAUAAAGGCCACAGCAUCUUCAUGCUCAGUGGUUGGUACCCUGAUUGUGACCAUUAUGUUUGCAGCAGCUUUUACUGUUCCAGGAGGAAAUGACCAAAAUAUUGGAUAUCCAUUAUUAAUCAAACAACCAUUUUUCCGGGUUUUCAUAUUCUCAACCAUAUUAUCACUUCUCUCUUCUUCGACUUCAGUUCUAUUGUUUCUAGCAAUCCUGACCUCUCAAUACUCAGAAGAACAGUUCCUGAAAUCCUUACCUACAAAGUUGAUUUUGGGCCUCUCUUUUCUUUUCAUCUCCAUUGCAACCAUGAUGAUAGCCUUUCUUUCCACCAUUCAUCUCAUGUUGAAGCAUACAUACUCAUGGGGCGUCCUUCCCAUUAUUAUACUUGCAAGUGUUCCGAUCUUCCUCUUUGUGCUGUCACAAUUCCCUCUUCUUCUUCACACUUAUAUUUCUACCUAUGGGAAUAUCUUUGACAGGAAAGUGGAGCCGUGGCCAUGAGAUGGAUUUGUAAUUGAUAUACCACUUUGUUUUUGUAUUACUGGAACAAUUACUCUUUGAUGUUUCUUACAUUGACAUUAUCUUUAAUUAACUGGAAAACGAAGCUGUGGCUUUGCAAUUUUUUUUUAAAUUUGGAUGAUUAUUACGUCAAACAAUCCUGAAGUUUCAUU
Messenger RNA from Neltuma alba, 1908 nucleotides. RefSeq lists its product as uncharacterized. The record is from RefSeq and is a predicted model, not a curated record. Gene Ontology annotation, biological process: cellular response to lipopolysaccharide. Gene Ontology annotation, molecular function: protein binding. The coding region runs from base 505 to 1194 and encodes 229 amino acids. NCBI's taxonomy places the organism in Eukaryota, Viridiplantae, Streptophyta, Magnoliopsida, Fabales, Fabaceae. The transcript has 3 exons.